Molecule: messenger RNA, 1290 nt
Organism: Penicillium lagena
Lineage: Eukaryota; Fungi; Ascomycota; Eurotiomycetes; Eurotiales; Aspergillaceae
Gene: bgt2
Product: GPI-anchored beta-1,3-endoglucanase EglC
Exons: 1
Coding region: 1-1290 (429 amino acids)
Biological process (GO): cell wall organization
Cellular component (GO): cell surface; extracellular region; fungal-type cell wall
Molecular function (GO): 1,3-beta-glucanosyltransferase activity; glucan endo-1,3-beta-D-glucosidase activity
Source: RefSeq, a predicted model, not a curated record
AUGCAUUUCACCAGCCUUUUGGCCCUCGCCCUAUCGCUGGGCUCGUCUCAGGCCGCCCUCCAGGGGUUCAACUACGGUAGCACCAACGGCGAUGGCAGCAGCCGCACCCAGUCGCAGUUCCAGGACCUGUUCAACACCGCCAAGAACCUCGUCGGCACCUCGGGAUUCAACAGCGCCCGCCUGUACACCAUGAUCCAGGGUGGCACCACCAACGACCCCAUCUCGGCCAUUCCCGCCGCCAUCGCGUCAGACACCACCCUGCUCCUGGGUCUCUGGACCUCCGGCGGCAACACGGACAACGAACUGGCUGCGCUGAAGUCUGCCAUCAGCCAGUACGGCGAGCAGUUCACCAAGUUGGUGGUUGGUAUCUCGGUCGGCAGUGAGGAUCUCUACCGCAACUCGCCCACCGGAGAGUUGUCCGACGCCGGCCCCGGUGUCCAGCCCGACGAGCUGGUCGACUACAUCAACCAGGUCCGCUCCCUGAUCAAGGGUACCGGCCUCAGCGGCGCCCCCAUCGGCCACGUCGACACCUGGACUUCCUGGGUCAACAGCUCCAACUCUGCCGUGAACGACGCAGUUGACUGGCUCGGCUUCGACGGCUACCCAUUCUUCCAGAACACCAUGGCCAACUCGAUCGACGAUGGCCUGUCGCUGUUCAACGAUGCUGUUGCCAAGACCAAGUCCGCUGCUGGUGGCAAGGAGGUCUGGAUCACGGAGACCGGCUGGCCCGUCAGCGGCACGACCGAGAACCAGGGUGUCGCCUCCAUCGCCAAUGCCAAGCAGUACUGGGACCAGGUCGGCUGCCCUCUGUUCGGCAAGACCAACACCUACUGGUACACCCUGCAGGACGCCGACGCCUCGGCCACACCCAACCCCAGCUUCGGCAUCGUCGGCACCACCCUGAGCACCAAGCCUCUGUUCGACUUGACCUGCCCCAAGGGCUCCACCUCCUCGUCUGCCGGCUCUUCCUCCAGCUCCUCCACGACCGCCUCCUCCUCGUCGUCGUCUGGAAACAGCUCUUCCUCAUCUGGCGGCAGCUCUUCCUCAUCUGGCAGCAGCUCUUCCCCCGGCUCGACCACCUCCACCGGUAGCAGCUCCGGCUCCUCCUCCAGCGCCAGCGGUGGCAAGGGCUCCAGCUCUGCCGGUGCCACCUCCACCAAGGCCUCCGGCUCCGGCUCCGCCACCUCCGGCUCUCCGUCGCCUACUACGACCCCUAACGCUGCCACCCGCGCCUCCGGCUCGGCCUUUGGCAUGAUCGUUGCGGGCAUCGCGCUCGCCAUGUUGGCUUAA